AGUAAGAGUAUGUGGACUACCAAUGAAUAACUUUCUUUUCGGGGUCCACUUGUUUUAAUUGUAGUGAACCAACUAUUCUUUGUAGAUAACAGAAAAUGAAGACCAUUAGACCAUAAAGGUCAAAAAAUUUGGCUUUGGAGUUUGAACUAAGCUUACAAUAGACUAGUUCCUUCAACUGGUAUGGCUUUAAUUUUUCUUUAAAUUUCUAUUUCUGUUUUUUUAUAGCAUUGUUUUCGUUUGUUUCAUUAUGGGUUAUGUAUUUUUCUUAAAAGGAUUAGAAAUGCUGAAGAGAAUUGGUCUGGUUUUGGUGAUUGUUUUGGUGUCAUGGGGAUACCAGGCAAUUCACCCUCCACCACCUAAAAUAUGUGGCUCACCUGGAGGACCACCCAUCACUGCUCCCAGAAUAAAGCUUAGAGAUGGAAGACAUUUGGCCUAUAAGGAAUAUGGUGUUCCAUUAGGAGUUGCCAAGUAUAAGAUUAUCUUUGUUCAUGCCUUUGGUUCUUGCAGACACCAUACAGUGGUUGCAACCACCCUUUCUCAGGAAGCUAUUGAAGAACUAGGUGUGUACAUAGUGGGGUUUGACAGACCAGGCUAUGGAGAAAGUGACCCGGAUCCUAAAAGGACAGUGAAAAGUUUGGCUUUGGAUAUAGAAGAGCUUGCUGAUCAACUUGGACUUGGAUCCAAGUUCUAUGUGAUUGGAUUCUCCAUGGGGGGUCAGGCUAUAUGGGGCUGCCUUAAGUUUAUCCCCAAUAGGCUUGCAGGAGCAGGACUCAUUGCUCCUGUGAUCAACUACUGGUGGCCUUCUUUUCCUAAAAACUUGUCCACUGAGGCCUACUACCAACAACCACCACAGGAUCAGUGGGCACUCCGAGUUGCUCACUACCUACCAUGGCUAACCUACUGGUGGAACACUCAGAAGUUCUUUCCCGCAUCUAGUGUCAUAGCGAGUAAUCCUCAGACACUUUCACCACAAGAUAUGGAAAUUAUGAAGAAGUUGUUUUCAGCUUCUGGUCCUGAUAUGAAAACAUACAUGGCCAAACAGCAAGGAGAAUUUGAGUCAUUGCAUAGAGAUAUGAUGAUUGGAUUUGGGAGUUGGGAAUUUGAUCCAAUGGAUGAUCUGAAGAACCCUUUUCCUAACAAUGAAGGCUUUGUCCAUCUAUGGCAGGGUGAUGAAGAUAGGCUUGUCCCGGUAGUGCUGCAGCGCUAUAUUGCUAGUAAAAUUCCAUGGAUUCACUACCAUGAAUUAUCAAGUGCUGGACACUUGUUUCCCUUAGCCAGUGGAAUGAAUGAAGCUAUGAUGAAGGUUUUCCUUACUGGACAGAAAUAGCUUUGCUUUUGCAGUUAAAUAUUAAUCUCUCUUUUAAGGUUGUUAAAAUUCAAAUCAAUCCAUCUAAACCAGAUCAGAUCUGAUAUACUCAAUUAAAAUUAGAUUGGAUGUAGAAUUUCGAAAACUGAGUAGAACAAUGCAAUGAUAGAGUGUAUUACAAAUCCAUUAAUAAAAAAAACUAGACAAGUUGAUUGAA
Messenger RNA from Cannabis sativa, 1523 nucleotides. RefSeq lists its product as uncharacterized. The transcript is spliced from 4 exons. Lineage: Eukaryota; Viridiplantae; Streptophyta; Magnoliopsida; Rosales; Cannabaceae. The coding region runs from base 248 to 1327 and encodes 359 amino acids. The record is from RefSeq and is a predicted model, not a curated record.